Trifolium pratense (red clover) is the source of this 2029-nucleotide messenger RNA. Its product is annotated as xylan O-acetyltransferase 1-like. The record is from RefSeq and is a predicted model, not a curated record. The transcript has 5 exons. Gene Ontology annotation, cellular component: Golgi apparatus. Gene Ontology annotation, molecular function: O-acetyltransferase activity. NCBI's taxonomy places the organism in Eukaryota, Viridiplantae, Streptophyta, Magnoliopsida, Fabales, Fabaceae. The coding region runs from base 485 to 1882 and encodes 465 amino acids.
AACAACAUUGUGUCUACCAAAGAGUCAAAACUCCACAACAUUAUUCCACCCUUUCAACUCACUCAGACUAAGAUCAACUCUAAAACUAAAGCCUUUGAGAUCACUCUUUUGCAUCCCUCACUCUCACAUCACAUAUUUUCUGAAAAAGAUAGCCAUAGAUAUUGCAAAUGGAUUAUAGGAAUUAAAAAUUAGAUAAAUCACAAUAACUUGCUAGUGUGAAGAACACAACUCUCCUUCACCAACAACAUAUUUUGUCUCAUAGUUUCUUCAAAUACAACAAACAUCUCACCAAACCUCAACUAAACAAAAACAGUCUAAAAAAAAAAUCAAUUUAUCUAAAAAAUAAAAUUUUAAUAAAUACAAAAAUAGAAAAUCUAUUUGUUUCUUCAUUAAUUUUGUUUCUUUCUUUCUCUAUAUUUCUACCCUUUCCUUUCACAACAAAAGCUUUCUUUUAUUCACUCUUUCUCUCUAUACUCUCUCUCCCAUGCAGUUUCUUCACUGCAAGAACAAUCUUUUCUACUCAGAAACUGUGACAAUGAAAGGCAAAAAGAGCAAAAGCAUUUCCAUUUUCUUUGUGGUGUUCUCAUUAUUCCUCUUUGGAACCUUCAUGUACAACGAGGACGUUAAAUCAAUAGCUGAGUUUUCAUUCUCUAGGAUCAAAUUCAAAACUCAAGAAAUCCAAGAAGAAAAAUCAGAACCAGAACCAGACAAUUCUGUUCAAAGGGAUAUCAAGAACUCUGAGGUUAAAGAUUCUGAGGAAAUCGAAGAACCGAUUAAUUUGAAAGCAGUUGUGUUAAAGAAGAAAAAAGAGAAGAUUUUGUUACCUCUAAAAGAUUGUGAUUUGUUUACAGGAAAAUGGGUUCUUGAUAAUGUGACACAUCCUUUAUACAAAGAAGAACAAUGUGAAUUUCUUACUUCACAAGUUACCUGCAUGAAGAAUGGAAGAAGAGAUUCUCUGUAUCAAAAUUGGAGAUGGCAGCCAAGAGAUUGUUCUUUACCAAAGUUUAAACCAAGAGUUCUGCUUAAGAAACUUAGAGGGAAGAGGCUUAUGUUUGUUGGAGAUUCAUUGAAUAGGAAUCAAUGGGAAUCAAUGAUUUGUUUGGUUCAAUCUGUUAUUCCUCAAGGAAAAAAGAGCUUAAACACAACUGGUUCUCUUUCUGUCUUCACAAUUCAGGACUACAAUGCUACAAUAGAAUUCUAUUGGGCACCAUUCCUUGUAGAGUCAAAUUCAGAUGAUCCAACGUUACACAGCAUAUUGAACCGUAUUAUCAUGGCUGAAUCAAUUGAAAAACAUGGUGUGUAUUGGAAGAAUGUGGAUUACCUGAUUUUUAACACCUACAUUUGGUGGAUGAAUACUGCCACUAUGAAAGUCCUGCGAGGGUCGUUUGAUGAAGGAUCAACGGUGUAUGAUGAAGUCCCUAGGACAAUAGCAUAUACAAGAGUCCUUGAAACAUGGUCAAGAUUUGUGGAUAACAACAUUGAUCCAAAUCGUACCAAAGUUUUCUUCAACAGCAUGUCUCCUCUUCAUAUCAAGAGUGAAGAUUGGAACAAUCCUCAUGGAAUAAAAUGUGCAAAGGAAACUAAACCAAUUUUCAACAUGGCCAACACAUUUCAAGUUGGCACGGAUCGACGUCUUUUUGUCAUUGCAAAUAAUGUGACAAAAUCAACUAAAGUGAAAGUCGAUUUUCUAGACAUCACUGCUUUAUCAGAGUAUAGAAAAGAUGCACAUACUUCUGUUUACACAAUUCGUCAAGGCAUAGUUUUAACUCCACAACAACAAGCUGAUCCUGCUACUUAUGCAGAUUGUAUCCAUUGGUGUUUACCAGGAUUACCUGAUACAUGGAAUGAGUUACUUUAUACACGUAUAAUGUCUCAUUCUUGACACUUUUUUUUGUUACUUCAAUAGUCUCCACAAAAUUCAUGUAAUUUUUUCUUUGGAAAUUUCUUUUAGCUUUUCUGGUCCUAUUAGGAAGCACCUCAAUUGUACAAUCAAUAUGCUUGAAAAGAAAAUAAAGUAAUUUUCAUAUAC